AUGAAGCGGCGCUACAACGAAGUUAACAACCUGCCCACCAACGAGGAUGUUGACGCCACAACCGCUGCUUUGGAGCUGGAGCAUGAGAAGCACACAAAAGUCAAAUUUGUGAACCGGAUUUAUUUUGGCGUGUACGCCAUGGAUACGUGGUACUUCUCACCCUAUCCUGAUGAGUAUGGCAAGAGCCCAGCUUUGUUCGUGUGUGAAUGGUGCCUGAAAUAUAUGCUGCAGCCAACGUCACUGCGUGAUCAUGAUUGCCAACACCGACAACCACCGGGUCGGGAGAUUUACAGAAAGGGCAACGUGUCCGUGUACGAGGUGGAUGGCGCUGAACACAAACUCUACUGCCAGAACCUUUGUCUUUUGGCCAAGGUGUUUCUGGACCACAAGACACUCUACUUUGACGUGUCGACAUUUUUGUUCUACAUCCUCACGGAGGUGGAUGCUGAUGGAGCUCAUUUUGUGGGCUACUUUUCCAAGGAGAAGGUCAGCGUGGACAACAACAACCUGGCCUGCAUCUGCACGCUGCCCCCUUACCAAAAAAAGGGUUAUGGCCGUUUUUUGAUUGAAUUUAGUUAUGCACUCUCACAGGCUGAGGGAAAGAUUGGUUCGCCUGAGAAACCUCUUUCUGAUCUCGGCAAACUAGGCUACCGCAGCUACUGGUCUUGGCUCUUGUUAAAUGCUUUGCGUGGCAAAAAAGGAACCAUCAGCAUGCCGGCGCUCAGCAAGGCCACCGGUAUCGCACCGGACGAUGUUUUCAACACACUUCAAGCGCUCAACUUGACAAAGUACUGGAAGGGGGAGCACGUUGUGUGCAUCACGCCAAAGCUAAUUGACGACCUGCUAGCCACGGGCAAAUUCAAGGGCCCGAAAGUACCGGUCGAUGUGCGAUGUUUGCGUUGGUCCUCGCCUCUUUAA
Molecule: messenger RNA, 918 nt
Organism: Monosiga brevicollis MX1
Lineage: Eukaryota; Choanoflagellata; Craspedida; Salpingoecidae
Exons: 9
Coding region: 1-918 (305 amino acids)
Biological process (GO): regulation of DNA-templated transcription
Molecular function (GO): histone acetyltransferase activity
Source: RefSeq, a predicted model, not a curated record